This is a messenger RNA of Sebastes umbrosus (honeycomb rockfish), 3120 nucleotides long. RefSeq names its product S9 family peptidase (gene apeh2). NCBI's taxonomy places the organism in Eukaryota, Metazoa, Chordata, Actinopteri, Perciformes, Sebastidae. Bases 289 to 2391 code for a protein of 700 amino acids. Gene Ontology annotation, biological process: proteolysis. The transcript has 21 exons. Gene Ontology annotation, molecular function: serine-type endopeptidase activity. The record is from RefSeq and is a predicted model, not a curated record.
AAACGGAACCAAAGUGGUAUCGUCCAUUAGUGAAACCAACAUGGAGGCUCUGGUAGAGUAAACACAUCUUCACUGAGGUGAAAUGUUCAAUCAAGUCCAAAGGAGGAGAUGCAAUCAUUGACAGAGUAAAGAGGAUGAAUGCAUGAACUGAUCUGCAGCAAACCCUCCUCAGACUCAGGCCUGUGUUAACCCUCCAAGCUGCAGCUGAUAACGGUUUACUGCUUGAUGCAUGAGUCUGCAGCUGUCUGAGCUGCUCGUGUUGACGGUGCACGGUGCGACAGGUCGGUGAUGGAACCGGGACAAGUCACCGGGGUGUACGGAGAGGUCAGCGGCCUCCCGGCUCCGGUUGCUGCACAUGUGAGUGAAGAGCAGCUCCCAGAGGUCCGGAUAUACACCGUUAACACAGAGUGGAGUCAGAGCGACCUGGUUCGAGGCUCCAGACUUCGCUACUCGCAGCAGUGGACUCUGAUCACAGACAGCAACGACCACAAGAGCAUCAGAACCGUCCUCCCUCCAGGACCCUGUGUACCUUUGUCUGGAGAGUUACUGAGUGGAGUCUCUCCUGUUCGAGGUUUGAGGGCCGUUAUCAGGGAAAUAAGUGGCCACCAGCUCCUCGAGAUAUGGGACCACCAGGGCCUCAGGAAAUGCCUCAACCUGACUGCUUUCAACAAACACGGCAGAGUGUACGACGACGUCCAGUUUGGCUGUCUGUCGUGGUCGGAGUGCGAGAACAGACUGCUGUAUGUAGCUGAGAAGUCCAAGAACACAAUACAAACAUAUGAUGAUGAAUCUGCAUGCAGGAAGGACAGGAGUGUGUACAGUGAAGACUGGGGCGAGGCUCUGACCAAUAAGAGCGUUCCAGUGAUUUGUGUGGUGAAUCUGCAGAGCGGCUCAGUCGGCGUUCUGCAGGGCGUCCCGCCUGCUGUCUCACCUGGACAGGCUCUGUGGGCUCCCGGCAGUCGGUCGGUGUUUUUUGUCGGUUGGUACCACGAACCGUUCAGACUCGGACUGAAGUUCUGCUCCAACCGCAGGUCAGCGUUAUUCAAGCUGGAACUGGAUGGAAACUGUGAGCGUCUCUCUGUGGACAACGUGUCGGUGUCCUGUCCCAGGCUGAGUCCAGACGGGUCCACGCUGAUCUACCUGCAGGGUCGCGUGUUUGGUCCUCACAACCAGUGCCUCAGUCUGCAGCAGUUGGAUCUGAAGAGCGGGAAGACGUCCACACUGUUGGAUGUUGUCCACAGACCACAGACUGGUGAGUUUGCAGGUGUGUAUGAGGCUCUACCUCCCUGCUGCUGGUCUGCAGACGGUCAGAGAGUGAUGUUCAGCAGUGCCCGCAGAAACUGGAAGGAUCUCUUUAUGGUCGACAGAAGAUCAAACAAAGUCACCUCCCUCUCUGAUAGUCUCUCUGAUCUGUCAGUUUAUGGCAGCUGGAAGCUGCUGACAGUCCAGAAGGACCUGAUGGUCGUCUGCUGCUCCAGCCCGAACACACCUCCCACUCUGAGGGCGGGUUUCCUCCCCUCAGCAGGUGAGGCUGUGACCUGGCGAACCCUGCAGAAGCCCGUCAUGACCUUUGACUUCCACUGGAAAGUUGUAGAUGUUACACCUCCACCAGAGGAGAACAACGCACACUACUCUGGUUUAGACUUCGGGGCUGUCCUGGUUAAACCGUCCCGUCCCUUCCAUGAAGCCAAGACACCUCUGGUCGUCUUCAUCCACGGUGGCCCCCACUCCCAGUUCUCAGCAGAGUGGAACAGCACCACAGCUGGACUGACUAAACUCGGCUUAGCUGUGCUCAUGGUGAACUACCGGGGAUCCACAGGGUUCGGCCAGGACAGCAUUUUAUCCUUGAUUGGUCAGAUUGGAACCCAGGAUGUAAAAGAUGUGCAGAGGGCCGUGCUCACUGCGCUGAAGAGGGACACCACCCUUGACCCCGAACGACUGGCUGUGAUUGGUGGUUCUCACGGGGGUUUCCUGUCUUGUCAUCUGGUUGGUCAGUACCCAGAGUUCUACAGAGCGUGUGCGGCCAGGAACCCCGUCAUCAAUGCUGCUACUCUAGUGGGCACCAGUGACAUAGUAGACUGGCGUUACACCAGUAUGGGAUUUCAGUACUCAUAUGACCAGAUACCCACUGCUGAAGCCCUGGCUGCCAUGUUGGAGAAGUCACCCAUCACACAUGCUGCUCAGAUCAAGGCUCCAGUGUUACUGAUGCUUGGGGGCAGAGACAGGCGAGUGUCUCCUCACCAGGGUCUGGAGCUCUAUAAAGCACUGAAGAGCAGAGCCUCAACGGUCAGAUUGUUGUGGUUUCCAGAAGACGGACACUCUCUGUCCAGAGUGGACACGCAGGCCGACUGCUUCCUCAACACAGUGCUGUGGCUGCACCAGCAUCUCUGAACUCACACACACAAAAUUACCUUCACACCGGGGCGGCUGUGGCUCAGAGAGGAGAGCAGGUCGUCCACCAAUCGGAAGGUCAAGGUUCGAUCCCUGGCUGCUCCGGUCACAUGUCGACGUGUCCUUGAGCAAGACACUUCACCCCAAAUUGCUCCAGAGUAUUGAGUAUUUAGAUUAGAUCCUGAUGGGCAAAGUUGGCACCUUAGCAGCCUCUGACAUCAGUGUGUGAAUGUGUGUAUGAAUGGGUGAAUGCUGACAUGUAGUGUAAAGAGCUUUGAGUGGUCAGAAGACUAGAAAAGCGCUAUAUAAAUGCAAGUCCAUUCACCAUUUACCAUAGUGUUCUAAAAAAGUAUUAAUAUUUCAAACGGUUUCAACACUCCUUUUCUGCGGUAUCGAUACACAGGUACCAGCUGAACUUUCUGCUCUCUCUUCUCUCCGACAGCGAGUUGAAACACACACACUGCUAGUUAUCUUUUAAUAAAAAUCUAAAAUUUUAUGCACUCAAUGUUGUCAAUUUUUCCCUCAUGGUAUUGAAAAAUGGUGUCAAAUAUCGAUAUGUUUCAAGGUAUUCAAAGUUAGAAAUCCCAGUAUUGUGACAACACUAUAGCAUGGACAAUCUUGAAAACACAUCUGCCUUUUUAACAACAAAAAUAUUUUACAAUGUACCUCAUUUUGCAAAAUAAUUUCCAAAUCAAAGCAUGUAAUAAACAAAAAACCUGUAUUAACGUA